AUGAGUCAUCAGUGUGAAAACAGAGGAAAUCGGUUGAUUUGUGAUCAAAGUCAGUGUGUGGCCGAACACGAAAACUGUUGUGUCACUGAUAAAAUGGACGACUUUACAUCGCUCACUUCGUUUAAAGUCUCUAAAAUGUGUCGAAGGUGUUUUGUGAUUAUGAUUGCUGUGAAAGAAUUACCUCUGCAUAUGAACAGGGAUUUACAACGGACUAUUACGAGUGGAGAGGGGACAGAGUGGGAAGUAGCAUGUUCAGCUCUGGCCCAGAGGCUAGGUGAGGAGUUGAGGGCUGCCAAGUCUGCACAGUUAUCCUGUGGUGAAGUGUUGCUGCCACGAGAGUUGCUGCCUACAGUCGCCAGCCAGAUACUGGCCCAGUCCGUCUGCGAGCCCUGUGGUCUUAGGGGCUGCACCCUGGACAUCCAGCUAGAGACUGAGGAAGGCAGUCAGGUGAAGAUCAGCAGCAUCAAGUGGGACCCUCAGAUGAGCUCCACCUUCCUGCUGAGUCUAACGCUGAGACAAGACAAGAAACGCAAAGGGCGGCUGUCACAGCUGCUGAAGGUUUUGACCAAGAAACGAACUCAUAAUCACAAUCAACGCUGCAUUCUCAGCAAAGACUUUCUUCUACAGAAGACAAUACUUUACCGAUCCCUUGACAAAACAAGGUGAUAUCGAGAACCUCUCAACGACAACAUAGACUACUGGACUCAAACACAAGUCUGAAGGUUAACCUUUUCCAAGUUA
Messenger RNA from Macrosteles quadrilineatus (aster leafhopper), 741 nucleotides. RefSeq names its product protein charybde-like. NCBI's taxonomy places the organism in Eukaryota, Metazoa, Arthropoda, Insecta, Hemiptera, Cicadellidae. The coding region runs from base 1 to 666 and encodes 221 amino acids. The record is from RefSeq and is a predicted model, not a curated record. The transcript is spliced from 3 exons. Gene Ontology annotation, biological process: regulation of TOR signaling; negative regulation of signal transduction; apoptotic process. Gene Ontology annotation, cellular component: cytoplasm.